AUGGCCAAUGCGUAUACGAAUAAAGCGAUUACUACGAUGAUCGAGCGGAUCAACCGCCGACUCCGAUUAGAACGGCAUGCGCUCUGGCAAGCAAAGAAUGUUUAUAGACAACUCGUCGCGGAUUCGAUAUGGAUGCCUUGCGGUGCUGUAGAGCGAGACGACGAUGCUGAACUUUUUGGAGCAUCAAAUCCACAGCCUAUAGCUCAGGAACCAUCCGUUUCUAAUUUAACAGCCACGGCAUCUUCAGACCGUAUGAAUGUCGAUCAACAGAAUGAUAAUAAUGGAGAUAGCUCUGCAGGAAACGACAGAAAUAAUGAUAAUUCAAGAGCAGAAAGACCAGGUGAAACCACAGAUAACACUCGCGAUCCCGACGGAGACAUAGUGAUGGAAUCCGCACACAUAAACGACGGGGAAGACAAAGGCCGGAAAGGAGGUGGAGGCGAGUCAGAGGGUGAUCAGGCUGAAGGAUCGCCGAAGGAUAAGGAUAAGGAAUUGGCAGAUGACGGUUUUCUCCAUCCACGCCGAAUGACGACUAGAGCACAAGUAAGUGCGAACCAAAAUACGGUUUCACAGGAGAAGCAAGACGAGAAGGAACAAGAAAUCCUAUCCCUCGACGUUCAUCCCAUCUUUCGACUGCCACGACUACCGCCGGAGGAGCGGAAUUGCGGCUUAACCCAAAGUGAAGCUGAUGAAACACGCCGUAUGCUAUGGGCUUAUAUACAGAAGCAAGGAGAGAGUGUGCGGCUGUUCACGGAGAUGCUCAAGAUGCUCCGCAAAUCGCAUCGAAUGAAAGAAGAGGUGUGGGAGUGGUGCAAAGCGGAAGCACACAUUGGAGAGCUGAGCGAUGGAGAAGACUGGUAUGAUAAGGAGCGAUGGGGGUUGGGUGAGGGUGAGGACCUGAGAAAAGGGGCCGAUGAAGAGGAGACGGAGGGACUGGAUGAAGGGAGGCCGACUGGUAAACGGGGGAGAGGACGAAGAGCUUGA
This is a messenger RNA of Trichophyton rubrum CBS 118892, 984 nucleotides long. RefSeq lists its product as uncharacterized. The transcript has a single exon. NCBI's taxonomy places the organism in Eukaryota, Fungi, Ascomycota, Eurotiomycetes, Onygenales, Arthrodermataceae. The record is from RefSeq and is a predicted model, not a curated record. The coding region runs from base 1 to 984 and encodes 327 amino acids. Gene Ontology annotation, cellular component: Rpd3L complex; cytosol. Gene Ontology annotation, biological process: negative regulation of silent mating-type cassette heterochromatin formation; negative regulation of rDNA heterochromatin formation.